Messenger RNA from Staurois parvus, 1261 nucleotides. The record is from the annotation of a GenBank genome assembly. NCBI's taxonomy places the organism in Eukaryota, Metazoa, Chordata, Amphibia, Anura, Ranidae.
AUGAGUCUAGUGAACUCCAGGACCAGCUUCGAGGCGCUCGACUCCGACGACGCCUGCUGUGCAGCUAUGGCAGCUUGCUGCUUGAACACCAAGGAUGAUGUCAUCAGCCCGUCCGUGGAAACCCCCAGCGGAAACCCUUCCAGCCUGGUCAUGGAGGAGACUCAAGGCUACGACGUGGAUUUUGACCCCCCACUGGAGAGCAAGUAUGAGUGUCCCAUCUGCCUUAUGGCGCUGCGGGAGCCGCUGCAGACACCCUGCGGACACCGCUUCUGCAAGGCCUGCAUCCAGAAGUCUAUAAGAGACGCCGGGCCCAAAGUGUCCUGUGGAUAACGAUCUUCUCUUAGAGCACCAGCUAUUCCCGGAUAACUUUGCCAAGAGAGAAAUCCUUUCACUUAUGGUGAAAUGUCCUAGUCAAGGUUGCUCGGGCAAGAUGGAGCUGAGGAACCUGGAGAAUCACCAAGCACUCUGUGAGUUUGCCAGCGUGGAAUGCCGACAGUGCCAACAACUCCUCCAGAGAAGCCAAAUGCAGCAACACAUGGUGGUGUGUCCGAGGCGAGAAGUGUGCUGUGAAAACUGCCUUGUAUCUAUGCCCUAUGAGGAGAAGAUGGAUCAUGAACAAACGUGCCCUUUGGCCUAUGUGACUUGUGAAUAUUGUGAGACCAGCGGCCUUGUGCGACAUCAGAUGGCCUGUCACUAUAGCAUGGACUGUAUAAAGGCCCCUAUUCCAUGUAUGUACAGCCAGUUUGGAUGCACCGAAAAGAUGCAGAGGGAUGAUCUCGCUCAGCACCAGCAGGAGUUCACACAGGCUCACAUGCGGAUGAUAGCACAUCAUCUUCUAAGCUUCGGGACCUCCCUCACCCCGACCUCUCACAUGUCCAGCAUGCAGCUUGACCCCAGCCAGUUCGAGCCUGGGCCUUCUUCAGGAUUCACAAUGCCUUCUCGUCUGAUGUCUUCACAACGUGAUGCCAGUCAAGAUCAGCAGCAGCUAAAGGAGACCAUCGAGCAAUUGGAGGCACGUCUAGUGAAGCAAGACCACCAGAUCCGAGAGCUGAUGGCCAAAAUGGAAACCCAGACUGUCUUAGUAACCGAUCUAAAGCAAACCAUCCGUACCUUGGAGGACAAGCUUGUGGAAGUGGAGGCUCAGCAGUACAAUGGUGUCUUCGUGUGGAGGAUCCAUAAUUUUAGUGCCCACGUAAAAAACCAGGAGGAGGAGAGACCAGUAGUCAUUCAUAGUCCAGGAUUUUACACUGGAAAGCCAGGU